CACGUAAACGCUUGAACCAGGUUUUUUCUUCAGCUGGUUGUUAAAACUUUUCUUCCCUCGAAGCGGAGCUAUUGCCAGGAUUAUUUAGCGCUGGAAAGGAUUAAAACGGAGCUAACUAAUCAGCAGGAACCCUCCAAGAGUGCCGCCCAUCGCGUUGAUGCCGAGGAGGAGCCGUGGAGUUAGGGGGCAGCAGCAGCAGGUAAGAGCCGGACUUUCUGGCCAGGAUGAGGCUGCUCAAGGAACUGAUGCGUGUGGCCACCCAACAUCGUGCCUUCUACUGCUAUGUGCUGCUCAGCGUCUGGAUAUUCCUGCUUAUAGCGGGAAUGUAUCGCUACAUGGGCAAUGUUGAGUCGAUUUCGGGAGGUGGUGGCUCAGUUUUUGGACCCAGUUCGUCUGGCACCGUCAGUUCCUUGGGCGGCGAUCCAAUGGCAUCCUCCACUGCCCAACGGUUUGCCAAGUACCGAGAACGCUGUGCUCCGCUGCCGCAGCUGCAGCGUUUGGACGAUGGCGGCAUCUUGGAGGGUUGGAAGCUUCAGGGAGUGCUCCUGGUCAUCAGGCACGGGGAUCGAGGACCCAUUUCUCAUGUCCGAAGUGCUGGCAUCAAUUGCGGCGUGAGUGGAGGUGGCACAGAUAGCCUGGUCAACAGGUGGGUUUCUCUUUCGUCUCUUGAAAUUAUUAAUCUUUCCUUAAAACUAUUUCCCUUUAGAUAUCGCAGCUUUUUGUACAACUCGAGCAGCUCCGCUUCGGGCUCGAAUCAUAUGUACUGGAGCAAAGUGGGUCCGUUUCAUGGAUUUCCGCUGCUUCCAGCCACGGAACGUGGUUGUCCACUGGGUCAGCUGACUUACAAGGGCAUUUCGCAGCUUCUUCACGUUGGCGACAUCAUGCACCAGGUGUAUGCCCAUCCCUUGGGUCUGCUGCUCAAACCGAAUCCCAAUCGCGCUUCAGUGGAAACAACUCCCCACACGCUUCUCAAUUCGGACGAAGUGGUGGUCUUCACCACUCGCUAUCGUCGUACCUUCCAAUCCGCCUUGGCCAUGUUGUUCGCCCUGCUGCCGGCGGAUAAAUGGUUGGCUCUGAAUGUCCGGGAAUCUCACAGCAUGGCCUUCUGUUUCGGGGAGUGCAGCUGUCCACAGUCGGCUUUGCUAAGGAAACGUUUGGAGGCAAUGGGAGAUAAGCAGCUGCUGAAACGUGCCGAUGUCCUGGAAGUGAUGCAGUGGAUAGGUGGCACCAUACUGCAACACACUCCCAAUGGCAUUAGCAAUCCCUUCGAGGUGGUGGAUGCCCUGCUUACCGUUCUUUGUCAUGAUGCUUCGCUGCCAUGUCGGCGGAAAAAGCAGGUUUCCACUCCUAAACCUCUGAAAAAGAAUUCCAAUCAAGAGCUGGUGGAUGUAAUUAAUAUAGAUCAGGAUGAAACGGCUGCCAAUCUGUUACAGGAGGCACAAAACCAGCAGGAACCCGAUUCCCCCGAGCUGCAAAAUGGAAAUCCUUCGCUGCAGGCUGAGGAAUCUCAAGAGGGCUGCGUAGAACCGAGUCAUGUGGACACCCUGAUGUCCUUCGCCGAUGAGCUAUCUCAACGUUCCGCUAGCCAUUCAUACUACAAGCUAUCUGGACUUUUAAGAUCCUAUGGAAUGAUCCGUCACAUUGUCAGCUAUAUGCUAAAGAUGAUCUCCGGUGAUAGGACAAAGUUUGUGCUGUAUUCUGGUCACGAUUGCACCAUGCAAUAUCUAACAGCUGCCUUGGGAAUCAUCACGAGUCAAGGUCAAACUAUUGCCUAUGCCUCCAGAUUGGCUUUCGAAGUUUAUCGCAGUGAAGCGCACACGGAUUACUAUUUUCGGGUAGUUUAUAACGGAAAGGAUGUGACCCAACAAAUCGAUUUUUGCGAGGGCGGAAAGAGCCUGAGGGUUACGAGGGAUUCCCGGGGAAACAAAGCCGAUCUGUGUCCCAUCGAGAACAUCAUUCGCUUCCUGCACGAGGAUUACUUUAGUCCACUGAAUGCCACCAAUUUUAAAGAAGCCUGUGGGGUGAUCAAUCCACCAAAAGCUGGAGAGUUUUAGUCAGAAGUAGGAGAUCCCUUUGCAAACUGUGAUAAGUAGUUAAGAAGCCACCCGAAAAAAUGGAGGAGUACGAUGUCCAGAAAACGACCGCAUUUUAGCGACGUUAUCUCUUUACACUUAGUUGGAAUUUAGUUAAUGCAUUCAACUUGUUGAUCCACAAAUCGAAAACGAUACAUAUCAAUGGAGCACUUGUUAGCUUUUAAGAACCUGCAAUCUAAAAAUCCCACUUUUAGGAGAGAAAAUUAAAACUAAAAUCAUAAGCAUUUCAGCUUUUUAAAGUUAAUUAUAAA
Messenger RNA from Drosophila takahashii, 2344 nucleotides. NCBI's taxonomy places the organism in Eukaryota, Metazoa, Arthropoda, Insecta, Diptera, Drosophilidae. The record is from RefSeq and is a predicted model, not a curated record.